Molecule: messenger RNA, 790 nt
Organism: Cajanus cajan (pigeon pea)
Lineage: Eukaryota; Viridiplantae; Streptophyta; Magnoliopsida; Fabales; Fabaceae
Source: RefSeq, a predicted model, not a curated record
AUUCACUACCUACUGUACGGAAAAAGGGAGAAAAAACAAAGAAGUUCUUUCUCUAAUCCUGAUCAAUAUGGGAGAAGCUGGAAAGAAGAUAAGCCUUGUAAAACCCAUUGCGCUUAAACCUUUCUCUUUCAGAGAUGCUGGUCCAUCCUUUCAAGUGUGGGAAGGCCUCUUGAACAAGGGCCUUGGUGAUGCUGAAGGGAGCACAAACCCUAACUUAGACCUCAAACUUGGUGUUGCUGAAGGGAGCACAAACCCUAACUUGGAUCUCAAACUUGGUAAUGCUGAAGGGAGGACAAACCCUAACUUGGAUCUCAAACUUGGCAUUGCUGACAUCUAUUCUGCACAAGCAGCACUCUACCAUUGCAAUAAUCAUACUCUUGAUCAAGCUGAGGAGAAUCUCAUCAAUGGUGGCUUAUUUGCAACUCCUAGUGUUGGUAUUAGUUUCAACACUAACCAAAAUUAUGAAGGCCAAGCAAGUAAACCUGCCUUUGAUCUCAAGAUGCCCAAGAAAACGGAGGAUCCAAGACUAAAGGGGAUAUUGAGAAAUCGAAUUUAUUCAAGGAGAUACAGAAUGAAGAAGAUGCAUUACAUGGACCAUUUGGAAAAGCUAACAAAUGAUCUCGCAAGCUCAACCUGUUUCUACUUUUCAGUUGAAAUCGAAAAGAACAAAGCAGAAGUGAAUAGGCUGAGAGAACUCCAAUUUAAUCAAUUGCAAGCAAAACAAAAUGCAACGCGUAAUUCAGAUGAUGGUUUGCAUGCAGUUAAAGCACAACUAGAUCUCAACUUCUAG